AUGUCCACGCCAGCAGACGCCCACCAACGAACGAUAUACGCCCCGGCGGUCAUCUCAAACACCUCAAUAACAACCGUGAAGUUCCUCUCGGCGUGCUUCGCUGGUGCCGCGGCUGGCAUUCUUGGGCUGGUCAACUGGGCCGGCUUCAUUCUCUUUCUCGUCUCAACACUGUUCACGACGGGGGUCAUAUACGCGGUGAACUGCAAAGGCCGCCCGAGAAAGUACUUCCAAGGUGGUGUGAUGGAGGUGAUGAACCCAGGACAGGACAACGCGUUUACGUUCGUGCUCGUGUGGACUUUGUUCUACGACUAA
This is a messenger RNA of Cyclocybe aegerita, 312 nucleotides long. Lineage: Eukaryota; Fungi; Basidiomycota; Agaricomycetes; Agaricales; Hemipholiotaceae. The record is from the annotation of a GenBank genome assembly.